GAAAUAACUGGAAAGCUCGUAAAUAUAUAUGUUUAUCCAGUUAAAUCAUGUGCACCCCUAGCAGUAAAAGGAUCUUGGAAAUUAACACACAUUGGAUUGGAAUACGACAGGCGUUGGAUGAUAGUUAAUAGUUCUGGAGCUUGCGUAUCACAGAAAAAAAUCGGAAAGUUGUGCACUUUGAAGCCGAUCUUGGAUUUUUCACGGAAGAUGUUGAAAUUAAAAAUCAACGAUUCUGAAAUAUCAAUGCCUCUAGAGCCAGAAGAAAAUGCUUCUAGUAAUGCUAAUUUCUGUAACAGCAAAGUAUGUGGUGACAAAGUGCAGGGUUUCGAUUGUGGCAAUGAAGUAGCUGAAUGGUUAUCAGCGAACUUAGGAGAAUUUGGACUGAGACUCCUUCGACAAUGUGAUUUUACAGCUCACACAUCUGGACGGCACUCUACACAGGGGGAACAAACGCUAAUGUCCCUUGCCAACAAAGCCGAAUAUUUGGUCAUCAACAUGAGAACCGCGCAAUGGCUCAGAGAACGCAUUCCACAAGACGAUCUAUUGUGCCUUACACUGGAAUCCAUUCUGUUACGAUUUAGGGCGAAUUUCGUAGUCGAUUUCACCGAGCCCUUCGUAGAAAACGACUUGGCAAUUCUUCUUUUUAACGACGUCGCGUUUAAAUUUACAGGGCAUUGCAGAAGAUGCCAGAUGAUAUGCAUCGACCAAGAAACAGGCGAAAAAUCUAAAGAACCACUUCGAACAUUAUCCAAGGAAUUGAACGGGCAAAUGCGGUUUGGUAUUUACUUAAGCCGGAACGAUUCGUUGGGACAAUACUACAUUGAAACUGGAUCUUCAGUAAAGGGGCUUUUUCAAAGCAGUUAAUUGUGACCUGUCUGAAUAAUUUGCAAAACAAAUAAAUUAUAGUUACCUUAUUCAAUAUACAGUGAUUCACAA
Molecule: messenger RNA, 936 nt
Organism: Dendroctonus ponderosae (mountain pine beetle)
Lineage: Eukaryota; Metazoa; Arthropoda; Insecta; Coleoptera; Curculionidae
Product: molybdenum cofactor sulfurase-like
Biological process (GO): Mo-molybdopterin cofactor biosynthetic process
Molecular function (GO): molybdenum ion binding; pyridoxal phosphate binding; molybdenum cofactor sulfurtransferase activity
Source: RefSeq, a predicted model, not a curated record